Schistocerca gregaria is the source of this 1026-nucleotide messenger RNA. RefSeq names its product myrosinase 1-like. The transcript has 8 exons. NCBI's taxonomy places the organism in Eukaryota, Metazoa, Arthropoda, Insecta, Orthoptera, Acrididae. Gene Ontology annotation, biological process: carbohydrate metabolic process. Gene Ontology annotation, molecular function: beta-glucosidase activity. The coding region runs from base 1 to 1026 and encodes 341 amino acids. The record is from RefSeq and is a predicted model, not a curated record.
AUGAGUUUGCUGAUCGCCUUUACGACUGUUUUGGCUGUAGCUUCGGCACUGACAACCACUAAUAGAUUUCCUGACGACUUUUUGUUUGGGGCUGUAACCUCCGCGUAUCAAGUCGAAGGAGCCUGGAAUGAAGAUGGUAAAGGAGAGAGCAUUCAGGACUACUUCUUCCACAACCACCCUGAACAUACCACAGGAGACACCGGGGACGUCGCCUGCGAUUCUUACCACAAGUACCAGGAAGACGUGCAGAUUCUGAGAGCACUCAACGCGAACGUAUACCGAUUUUCGAUUUCCUGGACACGUGUGUUGCCCACCGGUGACCUCGACGUUAUCAACCAGGCUGGUAUCGACUACUACAACAACCUCAUCAACGACCUACUCGCCAACAGAAUUCAGCCUCUGGUGGGGAUCUUCGCUCAUCCUAUUUACAGUCAAGAUGGGGAUUACCCUGGUGUGGUGCGACAGCUAGUGGAUGCCAAUAGUGAGGCUGAGGGGCGGCCCCGGUCAAGGCUACCAACCUUCACACAGGAAGAGAUCGAGUACAUUAGGGGUUCGGCCGACUUCUUUGGAAUGAUCCACUUCGGAACGAAUUUCGUGACGCCAGGUGUCACAGUCGAAUCACGUUCUAAAACGCGGGAUUCUCCUGUAAUUACAUCGUCUCGUGAGACAUAUCCUUGGGGAUUGCGGAGUCAACUGAACUGGGUUGCCAACGAAUAUCCAGGAUACCCAAUCUUUAUAACAGAGAACGGUAUGUCUAAUUCUGGAGGGCGAAACGACACUGACCGCAUCGAAUUCUAUACUGGAUACCUAGGAGCUGUACUAGAAGCGAUAUACACAGACGGUGUUCCGGUUAUCGGACACUUGGCAUGGAGCCUCAUGGACACCCUGGAAUGGAACGCGGGAUUCACAGCUAAGUACGGGCUGUACGAGGUGGAUUUCAACAGUCCAAACCGGACGAGGACGCCCAAGGAUUCAGCCGGAGUCAUGGCGGAAGUCUUCAGCAGCAAGCAGUUGCCCAACCAGUAG